Molecule: messenger RNA, 1410 nt
Organism: Amyelois transitella
Lineage: Eukaryota; Metazoa; Arthropoda; Insecta; Lepidoptera; Pyralidae
Gene: Dbx
Exons: 6
Coding region: 1-1410 (469 amino acids)
Biological process (GO): regulation of transcription by RNA polymerase II
Molecular function (GO): DNA binding; DNA-binding transcription factor activity, RNA polymerase II-specific
Source: RefSeq, a predicted model, not a curated record
AUGUACCCAACGGAAAAUUUGAAACAUGGACCAUUGAAGUUGAACCCGUUCGCGCAAAAAACUUUGGAUCACAACAUUAUGUUGAAAACUAUUCAGAAUCUGUGCUAUAAUAAAACUAACGCGAACCAUUUCAACAUGACGUCGCCGUUUCUCGUUGACAACAUUUUGCACCAGCAGAAAACGGCGAAUUUCCACAAUCAGUACAUAAACCAGCAGAUAGAAAAUUACGUGCUGCAACGUCAAAAUUACGAGCGAUCAAGGGACAACUCGCCGGAGGUUGACGAAACGAAAAUGGCGGACGAAGACGACAACAGACCAGACGAAACGGAGUCCAAAUUGGAAAAUGACGAAGACUCCAAGAGUAGGGACGAGGAAGAUUACAAUAACGUUAAAAACGAACAGGUUUAUUACAAUAACGAUUAUUAUCAAGAGAAAAAUGAUAAGGAAGUGCUGAACAUACCGAGUUUUGCCCGUCGCUGUUCAAGUUGUGGUUCUUUGGACUGUCCACCGUUUUCUUGUAAGAAGUCUGGCAUCCGUCGUUUGGAGGAGUUGGAGAAACGGUUUAAUUUGUACCAGGAGAUUUCUGGAGACGAAGGGGAUAAGGAUGGGAAGAUGACUGACGAGAUUGUAAGGAAUUGUGAGGAAUAUAAUGAACAGAAAAAGCCGAUGCUCAAAUUUAGUGUGAGUGCAAUAUUGGGCGACCGGGAGGACUGUGCUGCGAAGAAUAGCGCCAGUGGCGACUAUCGCCAGCCAGUGCUGAGCAGUCCCUGGCCCAUUGCGAAGCCGAUAGCGAGCCGCCCCAUCCCGGUACAGCAUCAGCAUCUUCAGCAUUUGCUGGCACACUGCCAUCAUCCUUACUUAGUGCGGCCUGCGCAGGCGCAUACCCAAGUGUUCCCGCUUCCCGGCGGAUUCCCAUGGGCCCACAGUUCGAGAGGAAAGCCACGGCGAGGCAUGAUGAGGAGAGCGGUCUUUUCCGACCUUCAGAGGAAGGGGCUGGAGAAGCGGUUCCAGGUCCAGAAGUACAUCUCCAAGCCCGACAGGAAGAAGCUGGCUGAGAAAUUAGGACUCAAAGACAGUCAGGUAAAAAUUUGGUUCCAAAAUCGCCGGAUGAAAUGGCGGAACUCAAAAGAGCGGGAACUACUUGCAUCGGGAGGCUCCAGGGAGCAGACAUUACCGAACAAAAACAAUCCGCACCCGGACCUCUCUGAUGCUGAAGCAGACAAAUCAAAGCUAUCGCCUCUCUCCCCCAUGAACGAUGACGAAGAAAAAUCCAAGAUGUACGCCACAACGUCCAAUGACAGUUACAGAUUUGAAGACAAAAUGGCGCCGGUUUUUCAACAGUACAAUCAGGAUGAGGACGAAUACGAGAGCGACGCCAGCGCCACAGAUGAGGAAAUUAAUGUGACAUGA